AUGCUAUUUUUUGAUUGGCCUUUUCUCUGGAUAGUUUUUAUUAUUAUUGGUUACAUUGUCAAAACAAUUACUACGAAAAAUCGGGAAAAAAAGAGAGCUCCAUUAAAUACAUUGGCUUCCCAAGAGAUUGAAGCUAUUUUGACACAAUUAGUUUUAAAACAAAAUGACUUGCCUGCUUGGGUUCAAUUUCCUGACACAAAACGUGUUCUUUGUUUGAACAAAUUUAUCCAACAACUAUGGCCUUAUAUUGGGGAAUAUUCAAAAAAAUUUUUGAUUGAAGUUAUUGAACCACAAGUUCGUGCUCAAAUGCCAUUACCAUUCAAAAGUUUUAAAUUUAUAAAAAUUGAUAUGGGAGAUUUGCCCUUUAGAGUUGGGGAAUUAAAAGUUUACACAGAAAAUGUAGGUAAGGAUAAAAUAAUUAUUGAUAUGGAUGUUAGUUAUGCUGGUAAUGCUGAUUUUACUGUUAAUACUUGUGGUUUUAUUGGUGGAAUGAAUCAAAUUACAUUAACAGGAAAAGUUAGAUGGAUUUUUCAACCAUUACUUCCUUUCGCUCCUAUAAUUGGUGGUGUAUCUGUAAGUUUUAUUGAAUUACCUACAUUUGAUUUUAAUUUAACUGAAAUGUUUGAAAUUGUUAAUUUACCUCAACUUAACAAUGCCAUUAGAACAAUCGUAAAUCAACAACUUCGUGAUAUGUGUGUUUUACCAAAUAAAAUAUUUGUACCAUUUGUUUCAGAUGUUGAUAUGACAUCUAGCAAAUAA
Strongyloides ratti is the source of this 759-nucleotide messenger RNA. RefSeq lists its product as hypothetical. Gene Ontology annotation, molecular function: lipid binding. NCBI's taxonomy places the organism in Eukaryota, Metazoa, Nematoda, Chromadorea, Rhabditida, Strongyloididae. Bases 1 to 759 code for a protein of 252 amino acids. The transcript has a single exon. The record is from RefSeq and is a predicted model, not a curated record.